Messenger RNA from Apus apus (common swift), 1033 nucleotides. RefSeq names its product ermin (gene ERMN). NCBI's taxonomy places the organism in Eukaryota, Metazoa, Chordata, Aves, Apodiformes, Apodidae. Gene Ontology annotation, biological process: morphogenesis of a branching structure; regulation of cell shape; regulation of cell projection organization. Gene Ontology annotation, cellular component: cell cortex; paranode region of axon; myelin sheath. The transcript has 3 exons. The record is from RefSeq and is a predicted model, not a curated record. The coding region runs from base 118 to 816 and encodes 232 amino acids. Gene Ontology annotation, molecular function: actin filament binding.
GAUGGUGCCGCCAGGGACCCGCUGCGCUGCAGGGGAGACGCGCCCCGGCCGUGUGAGCAGGGGAGCAGGAGCGCGGGGUGCAGGAGCGGGGCCCCGCCGCUGGGCACGGCACGAAGCAUGGCAGAAGAAGUCCCAGCGGCGUCCGCCAUGCCCGAGUGCAACGGGAGCGCGGCCCUGGAGAAGGGCCCGUGCCAGGCCGUCGGUGUCAUCGAUGGAAUUGCAGACUCUGUGGGGACGGGUCCUUGUGGGAAUGCAGAAACCGGCCCCGAUCGUCUCCUCGGGAAAGGAAACCAGGAGGAAAACAGGGAUUCGUUGGCAGAGGACGUAACACGGGGGGAUCUGGAUGGAAGGGAGCAAUGUGAAGAAAAGCAAGAGGAAAGCGAUGGGAUGCUCCAGCAGGGAUCAGCUGAUACCCAGGACACAGGGACCAGCAGCCAGGAAUCAGAGGGAGGGCUGGGCAGGGCUGCGGGCAGCGGGCAGACAGAGCCAGGGGCGGCCCAGGAGGAGGUGGAGGAGGAAGAAGAGGAGGAGGAGGACACCGAAGAGGAUGAAGUCCGGGUGAUCGACAUGAAGAAGGAGAACGGUGAGGCGUCCCCGCCGAAGCAGCAAGACAGCAGCAAGGAUGUUGCAUCUGCCCCCACCAGCCCUGGCUGCAACGCCCAGGCUGAGAAACCUGGGGAGCAGCCCAGCCUGGGGAAGAAAAAUGACAUCUCCAGACACAGCUACUCCCGGUACAACACAAUCUCCUACCGGAGGAUCAGGAAAGGAAACACCAAACAGCGAAUCGAUGAGUUUGAAUCCAUGAUGCACUUGUGAACUGAGGGGGAGAAUUGCUUAACCAGCUGAGCGGUUGCUCUGGAUUUGUUUUUUCCUUUUUGUCCCCCCACAGCAUGUCUCUGCACACAACGAGGUCACUGCUGUUUUCCCCUUUUUAUAUAUGAUAAUCCCCUGUGAAAAUUUAACAUCUUUGCUUUGACAGCGGGCAGAGGCACCCAUAGAGCAGGAAAAUAAAUCAUCAGUUUGCUAAGUGUAA